AUGUCGACAAGCCAAAAGAAGGUAGAGCAGCUGAAAGGCAAAGCACAGAAAGCCGACGAGCAUCUUGACAAUGCCGUCAACGAGCUUCAUAAGACCAAACCCAAGGGUGGGAGUGUACAAUAUCCGUUUUUCUUCGGUGGAUCUGCGGCAUCGCUCGCUGCCGUGUGUACACACCCUCUUGACCUGAUAAAAGUGCGCUUGCAAACUCGGCGCGGCGAUGCGCCGAAGACUACGAUCUCUGCCUUCAGUCAUAUCCUCAAGACUGAAGGUGUUCUUGGCCUCUAUGCCGGACUGUCGGCCGCCCUGCUCCGCCAGCUCACAUAUUCCACUGUGCGGUUCGGCGUGUAUGAAGACCUGAAGGUGCGAUACGCCCCGAAACCAGACCCGGCCGACCCCAAGAAACCCACUCAGCCCUCCAUGCUGAGUCUCAUCCUCAUGUCCUCCACGUCGGGCGCGUUGGGCGGCGUCGCAGGCAACCCAGGCGAUAUCCUCAACGUGCGGAUGCAGAGCGACAGGUCUCUCCCGCCGGAAAAGCAACGGAACUACAAGAACGCGCUGGACGGCCUGAUACGCAUGACGCGCGAAGAAGGGUUGGGCAGCCUGUUCCGCGGCGUGGGCCCGAACUCUGCGCGCGCGCUGCUCAUGACCUCCUCUCAACUCGCCUCCUACGACGGCUUCAAGCAGCUCUUCGUGUCGAGAUUCGGCAUGGGCGACAACAUGGGCACGCACUUCCUGUCCAGUUUCCUGGCCGGCUUCGUAGCGACGAGCAUAUGCAACCCCGUGGACGUGAUCAAAACACGCAUCAUGAACGCGGGCGCGAAGCAGAGUCUGAUGCAGAUCCUGCACAACGCGCAGCGGAAGGAGGGCCUGUUCUGGAUGUAUCGUGGGUGGACGCCCAGCUUCAUGCGCUUGGGCCCGCAGACCAUCUUCACCAUGAUUUUCUUCGAGCAGCACAAGAAGUGGUAUCGGAAGCUAAAAGGUUACGACGACUGA
Messenger RNA from Cyphellophora europaea CBS 101466, 993 nucleotides. RefSeq lists its product as uncharacterized. Gene Ontology annotation, biological process: succinate transmembrane transport; thiosulfate transport; malate transmembrane transport. Lineage: Eukaryota; Fungi; Ascomycota; Eurotiomycetes; Chaetothyriales; Cyphellophoraceae. The record is from RefSeq and is a predicted model, not a curated record. The transcript is spliced from 2 exons. Gene Ontology annotation, molecular function: oxaloacetate transmembrane transporter activity; antiporter activity; malate transmembrane transporter activity. Bases 1 to 993 code for a protein of 330 amino acids.